Messenger RNA from Juglans regia (Persian walnut), 2281 nucleotides. RefSeq names its product protein REDUCED WALL ACETYLATION 4-like. Bases 189 to 1814 code for a protein of 541 amino acids. Gene Ontology annotation, biological process: xyloglucan metabolic process; plant-type secondary cell wall biogenesis; xylan biosynthetic process. Gene Ontology annotation, cellular component: Golgi apparatus. The record is from RefSeq and is a predicted model, not a curated record. Gene Ontology annotation, molecular function: acetyltransferase activity. NCBI's taxonomy places the organism in Eukaryota, Viridiplantae, Streptophyta, Magnoliopsida, Fagales, Juglandaceae. The transcript is spliced from 17 exons.
UGAACAGAUCCAGACAGAGUGAGAGGGACUCACCCUCCGACAUUUUCUCCAUUCUUUAAGCGAAGGAUUUCUCCUCUUCCUUCUUCUUCUACUCCUCUUGCUCGCUCCUCUUGCAUUUGGAUCUCUCUCUCUCUCUCUCUCUCUCUUCCAUCUCUAGCUAGGUUUCCAACCGUUUUGCGGGACCGGAAAUGGUGGUUUCCGAGCCACUAACGCCCGGUCAGGUGUCCUUUUUGCUUGGAAUGGUACAAAUUUUUGUCGCAUGGAUAUACUCAGAGUUCCUUGAAUAUAGGAAAUCUUCUCAUCCUUCCAAAGUUCAUUCAGACAUUAAUAUGGUUGAAUUGGGAAAGGAGACAAUCAAAGAAGAUGAUCGGACUACUUUGCUGGAAGGAGGUCUCACAAGAUCAGCAUCUGCAAAGUCUCAUAGUUUAUCAAUAAAAACGAAUCUAAUUAGGUUCCUGACCAUGGACGACUCCUUUUUGCUAGAAAAUAGAGCAACUUUAAGAGCAAUGUCUGAAUUGGGCGCAAUUCUGCUGUAUUUCUACAUAUGUGAUCGUACAAAUUUACUGGGAGGAUCUACAAAGAAAUACAAUCGUGAUCUUUUCCUCUUUCUCUACAUUCUCCUUAUCAUAGUUUCAGCAAUGACUUCUUUGAAGAAGCAUAAUGAUGUGUCAGCAUUCUCUGGAAAAUCCUUACUUUACCUCAAUCGGCAUCAAACUGAGGAAUGGAAAGGAUGGAUGCAGGUCUUAUUUCUAAUGUACCAUUAUUUUGCUGCAACGGAGAUAUACAAUGCAAUACGUAUGUUUAUUGCUGCAUAUGUUUGGAUGACUGGAUUUGGCAACUUUUCCUAUUAUUACAUUAGAAAGGAUUUUAGCAUUGCACGCUUUGCUCAGAUGAUGUGGCGGCUAAAUUUCUUUGUAGCAUUUUGUUGCAUUGUUCUGAACAAUGACUAUAUGCUGUACUACAUCUGUCCAAUGCACACGCUUUUCACAUUAAUGGUGUAUGGAACCCUUGGUAUUUUUAACAAGUACAAUGAGAUACGCUCAGUGAUGGCUGUGAAGAUUCUUGGAUGCUUUCUUGUGGUUAUCUUGAUUUGGGAAAUUCCUGGAGUUUUUUACAUAUUCUGGCGUCCACUAGCCUUCAUUUUAGGGUAUACUGAUCCUGCAAAACCAGAUCUCCCUCGUCUGCAUGAAUGGCAUUUCAGAUCUGGACUUGAUCGGUAUAUAUGGAUCAAUGGAAUGAUAUAUGCAUAUUAUCACCCCAAUGUUGAGAAAUGGAUGGAGAAAUUGGAGGAAUGUGAGAUCAAAAGGAGAAUCUCCAUCAAAGCAAGCAUUGUUGCAGUUUCUUUAUUUGUUGGUUACUUGUGGUAUGAAUGUAUUUAUAAGCUGGACAAGGUUACAUACAACAAAUACCAUCCCUACACAUCGUGGAUUCCUAUAACAGUUUAUAUUUGCUUGCGAAAUUUCACUCAGCAGUUUCGGAGUUUCUCAUUGACUCUUUUUGCGUGGCUGGGCAAGAUUACUUUGGAGACCUAUAUUUCUCAGUUCCAUAUCUGGUUGAGAUCAAGCGUGCCUAAUGGACAGCCUAAGUGGCUUCUUUCUCUUGUCCCAGAAUAUCCCCUGCUUAACUUCAUGCUCACUACUGCCAUUUAUGUCCUUGUCUCUCUUCGGAUUUUUGAAUUAACUAAUACACUGAAGACGGUUUUCAUAUCCACAAAAGACAACCAGCGGCUGCUAUAUAACUUUAUUGCCGGGGCUGCCAUUUUCCUGUCGUUGUAUUUCAUCUCAUUCAUUCUUCUACAGAUCCCUCAUGCAUAGGCCUGACAAAUCAAGACUUAGAUAGAGCUACAUAGAUAUUUCCAAACCAUAGAAGUGGGAAUUAAAUAAGGGAACUUUGGAAGAUGCUGGUUGCAAGUCUAGCUGCCAAAGCAAAUUUUGCAAUGGGCUCAAGAGCCCUGAUUGCUGUUAUCAGAGCUGAAAGUAGAAGUUGAUAUGCAUUGCAGCGUGUGUCAAGAGUGCAGGAAAUGACAGGAAAUAUUCUUUCUUUCUUUCUUUUUGCCUUUCUGUAAUAUUUGUAAUUGCCGCAUAUAAAUUCGUUCUCUAUCUUGUUCAAUCAUCGAAGAAAAUGUAGUUUCCUCUGGCAUAUAAUUACGUGUCUAGCAUCAAAGAAAUGCAAGAUAUAAUACUAAUGAACUUUGAUUGUCUUGGAGCAUAUAAGAACUUGGUGUAUUCAAAUAGGAAAUAUUUUUCCAUUUAUGAAGAAAAAUUAUUCUCAUCGGCCACUA